GACUUCCGAAAGUGAUCGAGAGUGGGACUGUGCCAUCUCCAGGACUGCAUCUCGAGCUGAUUCGGGCUCAGAGUGCCGAUUUCUUUUCCAGGCGAUGGCAGCACUCGGUGUCAGGCAGCCCUGUGCUUCUUCUGCUGUGUUCAGAACCCAGUCUCCGAAAUGGACCAGCUGCAUUGUGCCGGUGACUCUGAAUUGCCGAGCGCAGCAGCGAUCGUGCUGCCCGUCGAGAGUUUGUGCUAUUUGUGGGACUGAUUCAGCUGAAAAUGAUACCCACGCUUUCAAGCUUCAGAGGAGGAGGUCGCUGGUCGUUUCUAUCCUGUUACCUCUUCUUCCUGCGAUCAUUAAUUCUGAUCCAGGAAGCACAGCCUCUGCAGCGGAGGAAGAGGCAGUGCGACUGGAGCAAAUCAGGGCUGCUGUGCGGAAAUUUGUCACUAAAGCCAAGGCAGCUGGAGUUUUGAGACUGGUCUUCCACGACGCUGGUCCCUUCAAUCUUGCCACCAAGCAAGGAGGCAUGAAUGGAUCUAUUGUAUUGGAGCUUGAAAGACCGGAAAAUCAAGGCCUCAACCGAUCUAUUAAGGUUUUGUCGAAAGUCAAGGCUGCGCUGGAGCCGGAUGUUGAGGUGUCAUGGGCAGACUUGAUCGCAGUUGCUGGAGCAGAAGCCGUGAGUAUAUGCGGGGGUCCGAAGAUUGAUGUUCAACUGGGUCGACUAGACUCCUCACUACCUGAUCCUGAAGGACAAAUGCCAGAGGAAACCCUCACUGGCAGUCAGCUGAGGGAAGCAUUUCAAGCCAAAGGGUUCUCAACACAGGAGCUCGUAGCGCUAUCUGGUGCUCACAGUGUUGGAGGCAAAGGAUUUGGAGACCCGUACACAUUUGACAACAUCUACUACAAAAUCCUUCUGGAUAAACCAUGGCUUACUAAAGAAAAUGAGACAAAAAUGAUAGGCUUGGAUUCAGAUCGUGCUCUUCCAGAAGACGAAGAGUGCCUGAGGUGGGUCAAUGCAUAUGCUCAAGACCAGGACCUCUUUUUCCGAGACUUUACUAGUGCAUAUAUGAAACUCGUGGACACAGGAGUACGGAGACUUUAAUGAUUCAAGGACGAAACUCACCAGGGAGAUUGACUUUUUGCCGGGCAGACAUUGUGGAGUGAGACAAAAUCAUCGCCGCCAAGGCAAAGGCACGCGUAGAACAUGCCUUCCGUUGCCGAGAAUAGUACGAGUUAGCUGACCUGCACAAAAGUUGCUCCCUGCCUUGCUCUCCACGUUUCAGUGUAAAUUACCUCGUUCUAUCGCAAAGCGAUUCCUUCCACUAUCUUCCGUCUGGAUCCACUCGUCUAGGUGAGUCAAUGAGUCUCUUCAAGGUUGUUGAAUGGUGUCAAAUUCUGAGGACUCGGCCAUAUGCGAGGGCUCGCCCACAGAUUGGAGCAUUAAGAGGUAAUACUGGUGAAUAAUGUGCUCACUGUCAGUAUGCAGAGGUUCUU
Molecule: messenger RNA, 1479 nt
Organism: Marchantia polymorpha subsp. ruderalis
Lineage: Eukaryota; Viridiplantae; Streptophyta; Marchantiopsida; Marchantiales; Marchantiaceae
Source: the annotation of a GenBank genome assembly